UUCGCUUGGAACGAAACUUCUAACUCUGCUUCAUCUUCGUUUAACCCGUUUAGUAAACACCACACAGGUCAUCGCAACGUGAACGUGUUCUUGCAGCGAUCUGAACCAAAGUACUUCUCUCACGGUAUUCCAAAAUUUGGCCAUUCGUGCAUUUUUAGAUUGUUCGCAUAUCCCGACCAAGCAUCCCGCACUCGUCCGCUUAACCAGCCUUACCAGCCCAUUUUUGGUUACGGCGGCAUGUUAGCGCAGGCAGCCUGGACUUGCUGGACCCUCUAUUGAAAUUUUAGUCAUCCGACAGUGGGGCAAGGCAGGAAGUGGAAGUGGAAGUGGAAGUCCUCUCCCAAUAUCCUACCCGUAACUCCUCCCACUGCCCGCUUUUUCGUCCUUUGACCCUCGACGACUUGCAACGCUUUCCAACAACACCAGCUACGGAAUAUAUCUCCAUACCUCCAUACUUCUAUACCUCACCAAAAGACUGACACUGCUUGUGAGAUAACCCGAGCGUCUUCCCGAAGGUGGGAGUGAAUACGGUGCACAAUAAGAUAAGGUUAUUGGUGGCACGCAAAGCGCUGCGCUCAGCGCCUUUUUUCGCUUGCUUCCAGGUUGCCCCCGACAGAAUACAAAGGCUACUGCUUGCAAUAUUACCACCACUACCACCACCACCUCGCCCACGAGUUUUUCAUCUUUUCAUGACGACAACUCUCCCUGGACGGUGACGACUCUCUCGACUUUGAAAGCACAUCGUGUUCAAGGCCUUGCUAUUCAUCCGCCAUUCACGACUAAGAACCUCUCCCAAUCCCCUGCGAAAACUGCCAACAUCGCCCACCAUGGCUUACAAUGGUAGGAGGGGACCCAAUGUCUCUGACUUCAUCGCCAACCUCAAUGCGAUCCCAUCCGCCCAAGACCUCCAGAAUGCCGAGGACAAUAUCAACUUUGAGGAGGACUUGGCCAUGUUUACCAAUACGCAAUUCUUCGAUACCGACUUUGGUCUGCAUACAGACAACUUUGGUGUAGACGGUCCAGGCUCUGCUGCAUCUCCCGAGGGUACGGACAUGAAGGCACUGGACUUUAACUUACAAGGUAAGAGUCCGACCGAUCUACGGAUUUUCCUUGUCGUCAAAUUGUUGCUUCUUUUCUGUUCUACUUUUCCGACACAAGGUGUCAUUGCCAGCAUCCCAUUCGCAAUGGAUUCGUGUAUCAACAAGACACUUUAUCCUUUCGGAUGUAUCGUUGCUCAUUGAUCUGUCACCUCGUCCCUCUGCGACCCUUCCCACUACCGCCUCGUCUCAUUGGUACUUUCACGUGCACCACACGCUGCAUCUCCCUGCAGAUGGGUGCAGCACUUCUGCAUGUCGCCCUCCUUCUCCUCAUUGUCCUCGGUAUGGCUUAAUCAUCCCUGACGAUGGCGUGAUGUCACGUGCCGAGAGCUGAGGAACAAUGAGCCUCAACUCCCGGAGUCUUUGGAAAUGGGGGGACCUGGCUUGCGACUAGUACUGGAGGGACGUUCUUCAGCAGUGUUUCUCCGUGUAUAACCGAUAUAUUUUCCAAAGCUCAUCGGCAAAGAUUCAAUUAUGCUAACCUGUAUACCAUGGCAGGAGACUUCUCUUUCCCGGAUUUCAGUCCAUUUGCUGCUUCCUACCCCGAAGGCAGUGCCAUUCCUCCACCCAUUGACUCAAACCAAACUACGUAUCCAUCAUCAUCAACGGUUGAGUCUCCAGCUUCCUCCUUGACCACGCCUACCCCAAGGUCCAAGCGAAAAUCUGCCUCUAUUUCCCACACGUCUCCCUCCGCACCCGAUUUUGAGGAGGCGUCUCGCUUUGCCGCUGAAGAGGACAAACGUCGUCGUAACACUGCUGCUUCCGCCCGAUUUCGAGUCAAGAAGAAGCAACGUGAGCAAGCACUUGAGAAGUCUGCCAAAGAGAUGAAUGACAAAGUGGCUGCUUUGGAGGGUCGCAUCAAUCAGCUCGAAACCGAGAAUAAAUGGUUGAAGAAUCUGAUCACGGAGAAGAACGACAACAAAGAGGAUAUUGCCAAGUUAUGGCAGAAAUUCAAUCAGGAGAACAAUGCCGAUAGGAAAGGUUCUGAGCGCAAAGAUGGCGUGGGAACACGGGCUUGAUCUUGACACGUUUUGAUCAACAUCCUGAUAAAUACCCUUUGAUUCUCUUCUCUAGUCUUUUUAGCGUUUCAAAUCACACUUCUUCGACGGACCCGCGGCGAUCCAACUUUCCCUCUUUCGGGAUAUCAUGUUGCUAGUUCUUUUUACAUAUUCAGCUCACGGGAUACAUACCAAUCCAGACACAACGACGAAACUCAGUCGGGAUCUUGCAUCAUGCCCUUCCUCCCAAAUUACUUUUCUUCUUUUUUCUCUUCUACUAGCUUUUGCAAGUAGUCAGGGUGUCGAGGUGGUGGCAAGGGGCGGCGAGUAUCAUGCAUGCCAUUUUCAGAUGGUCUUUAGGUAUCUGGGGUGUUGGUUUUUUCGAAUUUACAGCAGGGGAGAGCUGAAAGAAAGAUGAAAGAUGGUCUUGCAUGGAUGGUAAUGACUUGAGGAGUUGCACGAUAAAUGACAUGAUAGUGAUGUGUUUUUAAAGGGCAUAUGCCAAUAAGGCUGAUUCGUGGGAAUCUGGA
Molecule: messenger RNA, 2625 nt
Organism: Hymenoscyphus albidus
Lineage: Eukaryota; Fungi; Ascomycota; Leotiomycetes; Helotiales; Helotiaceae
Source: the annotation of a GenBank genome assembly